Lactuca virosa is the source of this 1524-nucleotide messenger RNA. Lineage: Eukaryota; Viridiplantae; Streptophyta; Magnoliopsida; Asterales; Asteraceae. The record is from the annotation of a GenBank genome assembly.
AUGAUGAUAACCAAACCUCAAUUAUUGCAAACUGCACUUUCUUUUCUCAUACUCUGCAUGGGGCUACAGUUAAAAGUCGUAUGCUUUUUACAGCCAGAUUCUCUUCUAGAUGAAACUUACCUUGAGUUCACAAAUGAAGCCACUGAUUUUUCACCUGCACAGGAAUACGAUUACAUCAUUGUUGGAGGAGGAACAGCUGGUUGCCCAUUAGCUGCCACUUUAUCCGAAAAAUAUUCAGUUCUACUACUUGAGCGAGGGGGUGUAGCCAAUUUAGAUCCCAACGUCUUAUACGAAGAUAACCUCUUCAAUCCCCUCCUAACUGCAAAUAAUAAUGAUUCGCCUGCUCAAACUUUCACCUCUGAAGAAGGGGUACCAAACGCAAGAGGGAGGGUUUUAGGAGGUAGUAGCAUGAUAAAUUUUGGAUUUUAUUCGAGGGCUGAUGAUUACUUUUAUAAGAAUUCAGGGAUUGAAUGGAAUAGCAGUGGUGUCAAAAGUGCCUAUGAGUGGGUAGAAGAUAGUAUUGUAACACGUCCGGAUCAUUUAGGGAGGCGCCAUGGGGCAGUGGAGCUCCUUAAUAAAGCCAAACCUGGAAAUUUAAAGGUCGUUGUCCAUGCCACAGUUGAUCGGGUCAUCUUCUCCACCUCCGAAUCUUUAGGAAUAGCUGCCAGUGGCGUUAGAUACCAUGAUUCAGAAGGAAUUUAUCAUGAAGUCCAUGUAAGAAAACCGGGAGAAGUAAUUUUGAGCGCUGGAGCUCUGGGAAGCCCACAACUUUUGCUGAUAAGUGGACUCGGGCCACUUUCAUACCUUUCGUCCCUAAAAAUUCCAGUUGUUCGCGACCAUCCGUAUAUUGGAAAGUUCAUGGUUGAUAAUCCGCGUCCUGGAAUUAACCUUUUGGUCCCAGUGGCAUCGCUUGAUGUAGGAGCACGAGUUGUUGGGAUAGUAAAAAAUGGUCCAUACAUCGAAUCUUCUGCAGCCCCCCGACAGGUGCCUUUCUUGGGUUCACUUAUACCUUUAAACUUAAGUGUGCUGGUUAUUGGUGGAAAGAUUACAGGACCAAAGUCAAGUGGUUCACUACAAUUAAUAUCGCCCUCUGAUGUAAACGUUAGCCCAAGUGUUCGUUUUAAUUACUACUCACACACGAAUGAUAUAAUAGAAUGUGGUAAGGUUGUGGAAGUACUUCGAAAUUUUUUGGGUACUCAAGCCAUGGAAGAAUACAAGUUUAGUGACACAUCUGGUGCAAGGGAUUUCAGAUAUAUCGGGCCAUCAUUACCUGAGGAUCCAUCUCGUUUGAAGUCUAACGAGGCAUUCUGUCGCGAAACAUUGUCCACAUUUUGGCAUUUCCAUGGUGGAUGCUUGGUAGAAAAGGUGGUUGAUAGUGAUUUGAAAGUCAUAGGAGUUGAUUCUUUACGAGUCAUUGAUGCUUCCAUAUUUUCCAGCUCACCGGGAACAAAUCCACAGGCAACACUUAUGAUGUUAGGCCGAUACAUUGGAGUGAAAAUACUUAACGAGAGAGCACCAAAUUGA